This is a messenger RNA of Helobdella robusta, 906 nucleotides long. RefSeq lists its product as hypothetical. Lineage: Eukaryota; Metazoa; Annelida; Clitellata; Rhynchobdellida; Glossiphoniidae. Gene Ontology annotation, molecular function: potassium ion leak channel activity. The transcript has 3 exons. The record is from RefSeq and is a predicted model, not a curated record. Gene Ontology annotation, biological process: potassium ion transmembrane transport; stabilization of membrane potential. The coding region runs from base 1 to 906 and encodes 301 amino acids. Gene Ontology annotation, cellular component: membrane.
AUGGAGACACAUUUGGAAAUAGCACACCACACUUUUGGACGAACGACCUCAAACAACCCGCACCCAGGAUACGGACAUAUCGCCCCGAAAACCCAGCAAGGACGGAUCCUGACAAUCCUGUACGCUCUCAUAGGCAUCCCACUGACAUUUCUCUACCUCUCCAACAUAGGAAACUUUCUCGCGGACUCUCUGAAGAAAAUUUGCUGCGGUGUUUGUUGCUGUUUACAGUGCAAACGUAAGAAGGAUCGCGAAAUAAUGCGACUGAAAAGGAAACAGCAUCUGAUGAACGUCAGAAGAGAAUUGUCCAUGAUGACUUAUACCGACUUAAGUGGAAUAAACAGCAGGCCCAAGUAUGAUACUGAAAAUAAUGUUUUACCGGCAAUCAAUGCCAAUAACGUUACAGAAAAAAGUUUGUUAUCGCCAGCGUCAGAUCCAUAUAUGGAGAAGAAAAAUUCAGAUAAGGAUUUGUUAAGUUCAAAAUUUCCUAGUUCAUCGAUAUCUGGAUCGUUUGAUUACAGAGAUGUUCAAAACGCUGCUAUUGGAGAUGAUAAAAACAAACUGAACAACUUCAAACGGCAUCAGAAUAAAAGUUAUUCGCCAAAUAACAUCGAGUUAACUGGCGUUACAAAAUUUAAAUGCAGUGUGACAAUCACUCCACCGGAAGACGAAACUAACAACUUGGUGGAGCAAUACACUCGAGUGGAUGAAGAUGGAAAUCUGAAAGUUGUUGAUGAAUUCAAAUGGAAAAAUGUUCACAACGAAAAGUGCACUAAAAUUCAUCCGUCAAAUCAAGAAGAUUUUAUCAGUUUAAAUAACUUGAAAAACCACAAAAAUGAAGCAGAAAACCGAUGCGAAUUAGAAAUAUUUGCAAAUAUUUUGAAGAAAAUGAAGGGACCGCAAUUUUGA